AACAAACUUUAAAACCAGUCUCAUACAAUUUUCUUCGUCCAGCUCAAAUCACGUGAUGUCAUCAACCGCUGUCGUCUCGCUCGUCGGCCUCCAACGUUUCACUUUAUUCUCGAGUCUCCCUCCCGAAAUCCGCUUCAUUAUAUGGCGACUCAGUCUUUCACCCCGCAUCGUCGAGAUCCUCGCGUCUGACUGCUGUGAUGGCUUCUACUCGCACGCCGCGCUUCCGGCUGCGCUCCACGUAUGUCGGGAAUCGAGACAGGCAGUCGAGGCACUCUACCCUAGCUGCUUCGGGUCAUUUCUGCAGCCCGAAAGAGUGCUGUUCAAUUUCGAUCUCGAUAUCCUCUAUUUAGAUAUUAGCGAAGAAGAGGAGGGCCUCAAUCGCUUUUUUGGAAUUCUGAAAGAAACUGAGCUAAUUCGUCUGAAAUAUGUCGCGAUUGAUUCGGCGUAUCUUGGCGGCGUGGCCGAUUUUCAGUUGACGACGGCGGCUUUAAAGAGAGCAUUGAAGGCCAUGACAGACCUAAAGGAGAUGAUAGUUGUCUGUGAUGUUACGGACAGUUCUUUCUUGCAAAGGACGCAGAUAAAGUUUUAUGCCGAGCGCGAUGCUGAAGAGAAUUGGCCGCAUACUGACAUCGAGGAACUUCCUGAUGUCCAAAAGGAAUAUGGGGGUUGGAAACUGUCAAAUAUUAGGAAGAUGACGGCUGUGUACGGAUGGCGGCCAAUACCAGUAUGAUUGAUCUGAAAAAUUCAAGCGGAUAAUCUUGAAGGCGAUUUGGUGGAUUUACGGAGGCAAUUAGCUUGUUAGUCGACAAAUCUCGGAAGCAAGUUCUGAUUUUCUGAUUUUUUUGAGUCGCUCCCAAGUAGAGGGGUGGGCAAAAGUUAAGCUCUUCACUAAUAGUAUAUGUCGCAAGUACAGUAUGCGCUCUGUGAGGAACAUAAAGUUGAGUGCUCCGGAGAGCUGAUAGGGGAAAAUGAGCACAGGAGCCAAGCCCCAUAAAUCACUUGAGUUCGGCAUAUAAGGUGUACUUAAGGAGAGCCCUCGUGCCGUAUAAUAGUAUAGAAGUAAUUAAUAGGCUAAGUAAGAAUCAAG
Messenger RNA from Hyaloscypha bicolor E, 1087 nucleotides. RefSeq lists its product as uncharacterized. The coding region runs from base 56 to 730 and encodes 224 amino acids. The record is from RefSeq and is a predicted model, not a curated record. Lineage: Eukaryota; Fungi; Ascomycota; Leotiomycetes; Helotiales; Hyaloscyphaceae. The transcript has a single exon.